AUGAAGUGCUCGAAUGACUCGAUCGAGCUACUAGAAGAUGUGGGUGUUGAAUCCUUAUAUGCUCUCAUCCCUCCACAACCAGCCUCAUCCGUGGUGGCUGAUGACGGAAGGACACCUCCACUUCAGCCUGAAGGCACAUCGCAGAUACCAUCCUCGUUCGGCCAGGCUCUCAUUCUGCAGGCUCUUGAGCACAACCGUGUAAUUUUAUCGCGCUGCGACUUGAGUCUUGAUCUCGAGACUGCCGACACGGAGCAGUUGUAUAAGCGCAUACCUUUCGUGCUGGACAGCAUAGCUACUAAAGGUGCGGGAGAAGGAAAGGCGUUCAUGACGGCUGGUGGCCUGAUCGGCUGGGCACCGUGGACAAUGUCACUCGGCUGUGUUCUGCUUCAUUUGCCGGGCUCGGACUUCCUCUUGGUGUUGAGGCGGCACAAGGACGUGUUCAACUUUCUGGGUAUGGCUUGUGUGCCAGGUGUCGGGGCUGAUUUCAUCGUAGAUGGUCUCAUGAAUGAGGAGGAGUUUGUGAUACCAUGA
Molecule: messenger RNA, 531 nt
Organism: Recurvomyces mirabilis
Lineage: Eukaryota; Fungi; Ascomycota; Dothideomycetes; Mycosphaerellales; Teratosphaeriaceae
Exons: 1
Coding region: 1-531 (176 amino acids)
Source: RefSeq, a predicted model, not a curated record